CAUGUACAAGUGUUCCAUCCCCAUAGUCCGAUCAUCCGCUGACGUAAACAUUCUAUCAUGUGAUAAUCACGAGAGUCAAUUUUGCAAGUCGCGUUUUUUGGAACACUUCUGACUAAACUGAACACUUCGAGUUUUUUGCAGCACACACGAGGCGAGUCCCGUUUUUGCUUACUUUUUGAACGAGAAGCCGUUGUGCGCACACCCCCCCGUUUUCGCGUCGAUUUUUUAACCUGCAGAGCUGGAGAGGACGAGUUCUUUUCGGACCUCUUUUUUCGCCUUGUACGGCGAGGAUACAAAGAAUAACGACCAGCGGAUUGCGAGCGACGAGUUCAGGGAUCCCUGCAUGGUUUAUUGUUAACCAUGACGUGGGUGUGAACAGCAAGCGCACGACCGAGCACCGCCCGCCAACGGGUAUCUUUUUUCCCCCACCACACAACACGCCAAUACCUGCAGACUGUGGUGAAGCAGCUAUUGGCGCGCACUGCUGAACGACCUUAUAUUUCACCUACCAUUGCACUUGUACACACACACACACGCACUUGUCAAAAAACUGAAAGAAGCUAGAUAGCCACUUAGAAAAAAAGAAAACAACCAUGUCAGCAAAACAACGUAUACCACCACACCUUGUCUUCGCGUACCUUGUCUUGGUGCCCUUGAUCCUCCUCGUUCUCGUCAGCCCUCGGGUGAACGCACAGGGCCCAGCAGGUGGAGCGCCAACCAACAACACCAAUAACAAUUCAACAUCAAAACCGUCGAUCCCCAGUGGCCCUCUCGCAACGCUCGAGCCACCACCAGGAAAACGUCUCUUUGGCGCCUGGCUCAACACAACCGGCGACACACCCGCUCUUUUCAAUUCACAUCUCGGAAGGAACGCAUCCGUGUUCCUUUUUACACUCUACAUACCCCCGGAAGAUUAUGCAACCAAAUCCCCUGCAAAUCAUUUGGAAUUGAUCGAUCAGACGGCGUCGGAUGCUAUAGUGCACUUGAGUGUAUUCCCGCGGAAGGGCUUAGAUUCGCAAAAUUUAAGACCAGAGGAUUUGCAGAUGGUGGUUAAUAUCUGCAAAGGGCUUAAUAGGAGAGGACGGGGUGUUUUAUUGAGAUUUGCACCAGGAAUGAAUGUUCCUUGGGUUCCAUGGGGUCAACAACCCAUCCUCUUCAUCAACACUUGGAGGGACCUUGGUCAGAAACUUCGUAGUACACCAGAAGCGAACCAGACUGCUCUUGUAUGGGCACCGUGGGACGGAAACGGAUAUCCGUGGGCCGGUGACGACUACUCUGUAAAACGAGGGACUGCUGAUUACGAUGCACUUGACACCUCCAAAGACGGCAACGUCACGGCACUGGACAAUCCAUAUUCACCAUAUUACCCAGGCGAUGAAUGGGUAGACUGGGUUGGAUUGUCCAUCUACCACAAGGGCGCGCGCUACCCCUGGGUCGUAAACUCUAUUCCCACAGCAACAUCCAUAGAAGACGCCCUACAGGGCAAACUUCUCCCUUCAUUUGUCGAUUUUUACAACGCAUACGGCCGAGAAAAGAACAAACCUGUCAUGCUCGCUGAGACUGGUGCCGUCUAUCACUUCAACGCCACGACCGGCGCAUCAACGUCUCCAGGUGCUCCCACCGAACUGGCCACAAAACAAGCUUGGUGGCAGCAAUACAUGAGCAAACUUUUUUUGGAUACCUUUCCCAAAGUGAAGAUGGUUUGUCUGUAUGAAGCUGUGGAGGUGGGAAAAGGACAGGAGGCUGGGACAUUGCUGGAUUAUCGAGUUUUGAACUCAACGAGGGAAGCCUUUCUGGCCGAUUUGACCAAUGCCGUCGAUUCUUUUCAGUGGGCAAACUACACAGGGUUCCGCACGACGUAUGUCCCCAAUGACGCCAAAGAUGAUGGCGGGAUGGGAAAAUCUACGGGAGAUGGAGGCGGGAACGGCGAUCUGACCAGACUCGCCAUUGCUGGUAUGGUGUUACUACCCAUUAUGACGGUCGGGUUAUGGGUCGGUUGCGCUGUCUUUAGAUUCCGACAACGGAAAGCCGCCCGGGAACGUGCGGAGGCGGAGGCAGCCAAUCCAUUACCCGAAACGGCGAGUGAGAAAGGAUCUGAUGGCGAUGGUGAUGUCGAAAGUGUUGAUGACGGUGCGACGAUUGUAAAUGUUCGCAUUGGGAAUCCCUCGGAUCUACCUGAAAUGACUAGCGUCCGUGAUAGCGAGGACGAGGUGUGGAUAGAUGGAGGAGAUGACAGCAGCGUGGAUGAGAUGUCUAUUGUUGUGGAUGGGUCCGGGAGGGUAUUGGACGAGAGACUUUCAUAGUGUGUGCAUUUGUUUGAUAUGCUUUAUAUUUUGUAUUAUUGAUGGGAAAAGUGUUACAACUAAUAGGAGAUCCAUUUGUACAGUCCA
Messenger RNA from Spizellomyces punctatus DAOM BR117, 2390 nucleotides. RefSeq lists its product as uncharacterized. Bases 594 to 2303 code for a protein of 569 amino acids. Gene Ontology annotation, biological process: substituted mannan metabolic process. NCBI's taxonomy places the organism in Eukaryota, Fungi, Chytridiomycota, Chytridiomycetes, Spizellomycetales, Spizellomycetaceae. Gene Ontology annotation, molecular function: mannan endo-1,4-beta-mannosidase activity. The transcript is spliced from 2 exons. The record is from RefSeq and is a predicted model, not a curated record.